Anopheles merus is the source of this 800-nucleotide messenger RNA. RefSeq lists its product as uncharacterized. NCBI's taxonomy places the organism in Eukaryota, Metazoa, Arthropoda, Insecta, Diptera, Culicidae. The transcript has a single exon. The record is from RefSeq and is a predicted model, not a curated record. The coding region runs from base 76 to 483 and encodes 135 amino acids.
ACUGGUUUUAUACAGCAGCAAUAGCCAAAGAUCAAUCUGCGCGUUCAGUCCGAAUAAACUACUGCGUCGGUCAACAUGCGUAUGCUCACGAAGCCCUUUCCGUUUGGCUGCUUGCUGUUGGUGGUGCUGCUGCUGCUGCCGUUGCUUGGAACCGUCUUUUCUGCGCCACACCCUGGAGGUGAUUUUGUCUUUCCCGAGCUGAACGAACUUGCCAUUGGAGAUGCGUGUACGAUAGAAGCAUCACCGGAUCCGAAAGGAUUUCCCUACGCAAGGGAAGGAAUCUGCCAGCGGGUGCGCGACUGCGCAACGUUUGUGCCGCGCAUCAUCCGGGAACCGUUUGAUAUCCGGCGCGACGUUUGUUACUUUGAGGUGCACGAGCCGGUUGUGUGUUGUGUCGGUAUGCCUGUUUCAACGGAGGUGGUGCAGUACGACCGAAUACCGCUAUCCCUAGAAGAUCUGGACAGUUCCAAUCUUAUUCAUUAAUAAGGAACAGUACGAUUUCCUGCAAAAAUAGCAAAGAGGGAAAAAAAUUGUAAAACUAAUUACUAAACGUUUUAAUACAUUAUUAAAAAUAGUAAAUGAAAGAAUUAUUAUGAACCAUGGCAAUAACGAACCUUUCAAAAUAAACGCCUUAUGACACUUUUUUGUGGGCCUUGGCGGAUUGUUUUUUUAAAUAUGUUUAUUACAUAAACUUCUCGUUGAUUUCUUGUUAAAAUUGCAUUUUUAUUUUUUAUAGUCUAAACCACGUCCAUCAUGACAGUGCAGCAUUCGUGAUGAUUGAAACAUUAAAACAAUACAAG